This is a messenger RNA of Engraulis encrasicolus (European anchovy), 2448 nucleotides long. It is a transcript of the gene tspan36, whose product is annotated as tetraspanin 36. The transcript has 7 exons. Gene Ontology annotation, cellular component: plasma membrane. The record is from RefSeq and is a predicted model, not a curated record. Bases 130 to 861 code for a protein of 243 amino acids. Lineage: Eukaryota; Metazoa; Chordata; Actinopteri; Clupeiformes; Engraulidae.
GCAACUGCGCCAGAGCAUGUGACAGACUGUAACUUCCAGUUGAACACCUCCUGCCUGCGUACACUCUCAUAAAGCAGUUUGGUAGAGAGGAGACGCGCUGUACUUCGAGUUGAAAACUACGAAUCAAAGAUGGAGUGUGGAAUCAUUGCUUCUAAAACCGUGUUACUGCUAAUCAGCCUUAUAUUUUGGGCGAUAGCAGCUGGUCUGUCAUAUGUGGGGGCGUACUUGAUCCAGAGCUACAGCAACUUCCGAGACUUCGUCCAGGACAAGAAUGCCAUCAUCCCCGCAGCCAUCGUCAUCACGGUCGCCGUGGUGAUGUUCAUCAUCGGCCUUGUCGGCUGCAUCGCUACCAUCAAGGAGUCGAAGUGUGGUCUGGGCGUGUUCCUGUUCAUCAUUCUCAUCAUAUUUGUGGCAGAAGUGGCCGCUGUCUUGUGCGGCUUCCUGUUCUCACGAAGGAUUAAAGGAAGCCUGGAACAGUCGAUGAGUCUAACGUUUGGCAAAUAUGAUGGCAACAGUGCAGCGAGCAAGGCUGUGGAUACCCUACAGGAAAAGUUUGAGUGCUGUGGAGUGACCAACUACACCAACUGGAGCAACACCACCUGGUACAGAAGUCACAACAACACUGUUCCCGCAUCCUGCUGCAAGAACGCCACCGGUGUCUGCCCCAAGACUCUGGACCAGCCAACCUUCCUCAAUACUCAGGGCUGUGAGGCGAAGGUGGAGAAAGCCAUCCAGGAUGUUCUGAGCUACGCCCUGCUGGUUGUCUUGGGUAUUGCAAUCCUCAAGUUGGUCGGGAUGAUCUCCAUUUGCGUCAUCAUGUGUAAGAGUGACAGGAGUGGCUAUGAGCAGUUCUACGCGUAAUUCUACACAUACAAACCUGAUGAGCGAGAGCCACGUGGCAUAUCAUCCACUGAAGAAGCAAGACUCCUACACACUCACACACAUACACACACUCCAACACACACACACACAUACACACACAGCCUUACAGCCUUAUAAGAGAAAAAAAGAUGGUGUCUUUUUUAUUUUUUUAUGUACUCUGUUUUAGAUGUUUAUAUGCAGAACAUUUGUCACAUAUUUUAAUGUGUUCUUAAAUUUGGAGGGAAAUGAAUCCACCUGCUUGAGAGGACAGGCAUCCUCGCACAUCAAAGGUCUGCAUAUCUACCGCCCUGUUGCAUAGCAGAGUAUUUCUACCAUGGUUACUGCUCUUAGAGGGUCCAGCUCAACACUGCUACCUCCCAUCCUCUCCUUCUGUUUGCGACCUCAAAAUGUCAUCGAUAGCAGCGAUUUUGAAAAAAGCGCAAUUCAGAGGUCAUUUUCUCAUUUGUAAUUGGGAUGUUGAACGGGGAUCAUAAGUCUCCCCAAAAUUUGCUCCUUCUAGGCUGACAGCGGUGAAGGUUCAUUAUUUCCUCCACAGAGACAAAGAGGCACGCGAAAGGAAAGGAUGGAAGGUAUUAGUCUGACUUGGACCCAGAGUCUGUGAACUGUACUUGUUACAGUUACUGAUGUACUCACUUUCCUUCAUAGCAUGUUAUAGGUUUCAGUGCUGACGUCAGAUGCUGCUUUGUUUUUUGCAUCCCUUGCUACGUCCCUACAGUGAAAUACUGUAAAUACUUGUUGAACUGCUACUACUUUGACUUUAUUACUGUAUUUAUCUUUGAGAAAGAGAGAGAGAGAGAGAGAGAGGGCGACGAGGCACUAGUAUCACUUGAAUCUUCUUUCAAAUAAUCUUUGAGUUGCACUUCACAUUUGCCAAAAUGAGGACUGGUGUUGGGUCGUCUAGCGCAAUGGAUUUUUUUUUUUUUUUUUCAAAGUAGCCACACCGUAGGAAUUGAACCACUGAUUGGCUUACUGCAGCUCUUUUACAGUAACUGUUUUGGCCUUGUUAAUAUCACCACAGUAUAUUUGCAACGGUUGUUGAUUUUAAAUAUAGUCCCUGGUUUGAACUUAUUUUGAUGCAACUUCUGUAUUUGAUGUAGGCCUACAGUACGUGUCAGGAGUAGGCCUCUGCAGACAUAGAUAAAAUAUGGUCAGCCUAUCGCUCUACAGUAACUGAUACCCAGGAACCCAGCUCGCAGGAAAUACCAGCUGUGGCUUUCGAUAACCCUUGCGAGUCAACGACUUUUUUUUAUUUUGGCGCAAAAUAAUUUUGAUACUCUCCAUGAAAAAAAAUAAAAUUGAAAUAUUUUAGAACCCAACCAGACUCACUUUAACAUCAUGUGUAAAGCAAGGUCAUGUAAAUUAAAUAGAAAUGUGCAUUUUUAUAUUUUUGGGGAAUUUAACAGACAGGACAGCCAGUAGUGUGUGUUGUUAUGAUUAUUUUGAUGAGUUGUCUUCCCAUUAAGCCUUAAAUUCUGUCAUGUACUUACAUGUUAAAUUAAUGCGGUUUAUCUCCAUGUCAGUGAAAUUAUUUUCUAAAUAAAAUCAAGAUAUUUAAUGACCUUACAA